Thrips palmi is the source of this 659-nucleotide messenger RNA. RefSeq names its product MICOS complex subunit Mic10-like. The coding region runs from base 56 to 367 and encodes 103 amino acids. The transcript has 4 exons. Gene Ontology annotation, cellular component: mitochondrion; mitochondrial inner membrane; MICOS complex. Lineage: Eukaryota; Metazoa; Arthropoda; Insecta; Thysanoptera; Thripidae. The record is from RefSeq and is a predicted model, not a curated record.
AAGAACAAGUGGAUUUUUCUGAUAAUUGAGACGACCUAGAGUGCAACAUACUCGGAUGCAUGUUGGUAGUCAUACAUCUUUCUUGCUCUUUCAUUCUUCUGCCUUUCGGUUUGUUCUGUCGUCUGAAGUGGUCUGCAGACAGCUCAAAAAUUCACUCAAAAUGUCCCUAAGUCAACAGCAAGCGGGCAAAAGAAUGGAUAAAUUGAUUACGGCCUCCUUGACACAAGUCGGUGUGAGUCUAGCCUGGGGACUAGUGGCAUCAUUAGUUUUUUUUAAGAGGAAAAGCUGGCCUGUCGUUGUUGGAGCUGGUUUUGGUGUUGGAGCGGCUUAUGCAGAUAUUUCAAAUGAAGUUAAUCUCAACUCAUAGAAGUCUUGAAAGUCAGGAGUGACCUGAGGCCAAAUUGGAGUCAGUAGUGUUCACCUUCCAUCGGCGCACUUUUGUUAUUGAGGUCCAUACAAGAAGAUGUCUUUAUGAACAGAACUUGCUCACUUGCAUGUUUUCCACUAAGUUAUAAAUCCUGUCAACAUAACAAGGACGAAAUGAGCGCUGUGAUGCUAGAGAUAACAUUUGUGUUACACUAAUAUAUGGUUAAAUUUGUUAUGAAAUUUUCUGCACUACCUUUUACCAAUCUUUUUAAAUAGAAAAUAUUUUUGUUUGA